Arachis ipaensis is the source of this 1531-nucleotide messenger RNA. The record is from RefSeq and is a predicted model, not a curated record. Lineage: Eukaryota; Viridiplantae; Streptophyta; Magnoliopsida; Fabales; Fabaceae.
AGAAGGGUGUGAUUAAUCCAACAGGAAGAGAAAGGAAACUUCCUUUGAAGGUUAAUGCAAUUGGUCCAGUUCAGAACAAAGGUUGGACCCUUGAAACUGUCGACCAUAAGGAUUCCAAGGAGCCUGAGGUAUUGAGAAUCAGGGGUUUUAAAUUUAACAAAGUUGAUCAGCUAGAAGCAAAAUACACCGAGCCUAGCAAGUUUACCCUCAAGCCUUGAACCUGCAUCUGCUCUUAAGAAAUUUUAGCCUCUCAUCUGUACUUGGGACAACUAAAAUCUUAUGUGCGUAAUAAAGCACAACCAGAGGGCUCUAUUGCUGAAGGUUAUCUUAUGCAAGAGAUCCUUACAUUUUGUUCAAGAUACCUGGACAAUAUUGAGACAAUAUGGAAUCGACAUAAGCGUGUUGGUAAUGAGCCUACCCAGAUAUAUCCCAAUUCACGAAUAUCUAAGUUGUUUCCUCAAGUUGGAGAGUCAAAUACUGGUUUCACAUAUUUUACUUUAUCACCAAUUGAGAAUAGGCAGGCUCAUAGGCAUGUUUUGACAAAUUGUCGUGCAAUUGAUAACUAUCUUAGGGAUUAUAGAGAUAUUGUGAAGAAAAGAUUAAGAAGCCGAACAAGGGAUACUACUGAGAUAGACAAAAAGGUUUAUAGAGAAUUUGUUGAUUGGUUCUCUAAUCAUAUUUGUACUAAUAUCAACAAACUUCCUGAUGUGGAUAAAGACAUUCUUAUCAGUCUUUCUCAAGGACCAUAUGAACAAGCAAGAAAGUUCUCUUCAUAUGAUGUUAACGGAUAUAGAUUUCGAACUUUGGCAAGGGAUAAUGGAUUAAAAACUCAGAAUAGCGGAGUCUUUGGUACAUUUGGAACAAGAAGUUACUCAAGUAGUAAAGAUACCCGAAUGAACUUUGGUGCGGUACCUUAUUAUGGAAAGUUGGUAGACAUCAUUGAGCUUUUCUACAAUGACUUUACAGUUCUCUUGUUUAAAUGUCAAUGGGCAAACACAACUAGUCCUAGAGGAAUCAAAAAGGACAAUUUGAAUUUUUUUAUCUGUGAACUUUACAAGGCUCAUACAUACUGGUGAACAUGAAGAUGACGAGCCAUAUAUUAAAGCUUCUGAAGCCCAGAUGGUAUAUUAUGUGGAUGAUGAGAAGAAAAAAGGAUGGUGCAUACCAAUUCACUUGAAGCCAAGAGAUUUGUAUAACAUGGGUGGAGAUAAUAUGGGUGAAGAUGACGAAAUUGCAGUAUCCAAUGAUAAUUAUCCACCACAAGACUUAGAGUCUCUUUUUCCAGAUGAAAAUACAAAUAUAAAAUUGGCGAGAAUAGUUGUAGAUGAUGAUCUUCCAAUAAUCAAUGAAAACUAUUAUGAGAAUGAGGAUAUGCUUGUGUAAAAGACAUUGAAGUUUUUCAGAAGUUACUAAAUACAUUUUUAGAGCAUUCAAAUAUUUUUCCUUGUUUGGCAAUUAUGAGGAUCUAGAAUUAUUCUUGUAUUUUAGAUAACAUUGCUUCAUUUGAAUGCCUAGAUUCCUCCUUUGUUUA